Molecule: messenger RNA, 5549 nt
Organism: Stereum hirsutum FP-91666 SS1
Lineage: Eukaryota; Fungi; Basidiomycota; Agaricomycetes; Russulales; Stereaceae
Product: kinase-like protein
Exons: 27
Coding region: 158-5353 (1731 amino acids)
Biological process (GO): regulation of translational initiation by eIF2 alpha phosphorylation; DNA damage checkpoint signaling
Cellular component (GO): cytosol
Molecular function (GO): eukaryotic translation initiation factor 2alpha kinase activity; ATP binding; protein binding
Source: RefSeq, a predicted model, not a curated record
UCCUCUCCGGACACACGACACAUCCCCUUGUCUUUUUUGUAGGACAAAGAGCCAUGGCCGCUUGAGCUGCCGAGGUCCACUGGGCCCUCCCCUUCUCAAGUAUCACUCGCCACUACCAACCGUGCUCUCUUCUCGCCAUCUUCUCGCGACUCGAAGGAUGGAAUCUACAGCAGAACUACAAGAAUCAGAACUUACCGUACUAAAGUCGAUAUACGGCGAUGAUUUCAUCGAAUGUCCGCCUCCAAAGGCAUGGAAGGGAGCCGCCAGGCUUCACGAAUUUAUCAUCAAGGUAGCACAUCCACUCGAGGAACAUGCAUCCAAAGUAUACUUUCACCUACACGUCGUAUUUCCCAAGACUUAUCCCACGAACACAUACGCCACAUUCACGAUACAACAACCGAUCAAGGGUUUGUCACACGAGCAAGUCUCGAAGUUAUCGAACGCUAUCCACGCAGAGGCUAAGGUGCGCAAGGGGUCUGAGGCAGUUCACGAUAUCGCUUGCCACGCACAAGACUGGAUAUCCGCGAAUGUUACUCCUCCGAAGGAGAUCGUAGGCUCACUAGCGACUGAAAUGAACAAGCGUGCCGUCGAGGAGGAGAGGGCGAAACGUGAACAAGAAGCAGUCGAGGCCGAACACCAACGCGAGCUCGCCCGCAUCCAAGCCGAACACUUCAACGAACAGAUCCGCCUCGACGUCCAGCGGCAACAAAAAGAGAGAGAACAAUGGGCUCGGAUACAUAACCAGCAGCAGCAAACGAGGGAAAGAGCGGAAUCAAAUGCGACAGAUUCCACGGAGGUUCCGGGAGACGAGGAUGGAGGGAUAGGAGGAGGAGGAGCAGGAGGAGCGGUGGUCGUUUCAGAGGAUGUGUUGACGCAGAGUUUUGAUAUGGAGGUGGAGAUUGCGGGGAUUAGGUUUGAUACGGUGAAGUUGUUUCAUCCGAGGAAAGAGUGUUUGGGCAUGAUGUAUUUGGCAGAUCCGGUCUGUGAAGAUGCCAACGCUACGCUUCCUCUCGAAGUGCACGUCAUCACCUUCGACGCGAGUUACUACGCUACAACCCAAGGAAAGAAGAAACUCAGACAAGCCGAGAACGAGCUCCAGAAGCUGAUCAACAUCCGCCAUGUCAACCUCCUCAGCGUCUACGCCGUCAAGCUCACGCUCCCCUUCUCCGGUCCUCCAAAGCUGGCCAUCCUCCUGGAACAGAGGCCGUCGAUGACCCUCCACGAUGUUUUGGAGGAUUGCGAUGCCCUACGGGAGGAGCGCGCGACUGACUACCUCGUGCAAAUCCUCUCCGGCCUUCAAGCAAUCCACUCUGGGGAACUCGUCCAUCGCGGUCUCACCACCCAUUUCAUAGGACUCGCAAACCGGACGGAAGCCCCAGGUCAGGGACAGUCGAAGGUGGUGAAGGUGGGCAAGGCGGCGUAUUAUAUGCGUUUGUUGGAUCUGCAUCGAUCGAAUCCGUUUGGGAACGACAUUUCAAGCGUUAUCGGAUACUUCAAUUUACCGCAGGAAUGGCUCGGGAAGGACGCAUUGGAUUCUGCCUUGGUCUACACUCGCAGUCGAGACUUGCAUUGCGUGGGAAUCAUUCUGCUGCAGAUGCUCCUCGGCCUGGACGUCGUCAACCGGUUUCCUGACGCCCAGAGCGCCAUGAAAGCUUCUGUCAUGUCGGACUCGUUACAACGCCACGCGAAGAGUAUGCUCUCGCCUAAGAAGGCCGUUUCUCCUGCAACCAUCCUCGCAGAUCUAGAUUCCGCAUUUCACAGCAAGACGAAGACCGCAGCUAUCCCGAUAUCUAGUCUUACCCCAGGCCCGAAGACACCACAGACUAUGAACUAUAACAGUUCGCCCGAGAUUGAUUAUUUCAGGCCUGCGGCGGUCAUCCAGCCGAAGAAGGAUAGUCGGUGGAAAGAUGAUUGGGAGGAGCUGGAGUUGCUUGGGAGAGGUGCGUUUGGGUCUGUCGUUAAGGCGAAGAAUAAGCUGGAUGGUGCUAUCUAUGCCGUCAAGAAGGUCAAACUCAGAUACCCAGAAAGCGACGCGAAGAUUUUGCGUGAAGUUCACGCUCUAUCAAGGCUCAACCACCGCUCUAUCGUCCGGUAUUCGACCGCCUGGAUUGAGUACCAUUCUCCGCUCAACGACGACUCCCUAUCCAGCUCUGAAUCUGGCUCCGGCCCUCCUUCCAUCGGUGCCCCCGACGAUGACUCUGACGGUCUCUCUGACGGUGACGGUGAUGAAUCAGACUCGGAGUCUGGCUCGGAAGGGACGGACGACGGGAUGACUUCCGUUCCCAACAGUCACGACGGAAGCUCGCGCAGGCAGAAGUCCACGACGACGCAUAAGAAGAGGGUGAAACAGCGUAGGUUCUUCCGGGAGGGCUCGACGGAUCCGUAUACGGUCGAUUAUAACGAUUUCGAUCGGGACAAUAAUAACAGCGGGACGUCGUUUCCCAGUAUCCAUUUUACGUCUUCCGGGUCGGGGGAGAGGAUGAUCCCGAGCGACGAGGAGUUUAGUGAUGAGCAGGAGUUGGAUGUGUUCGAUGAGGCGCCUUGGAAGGGUGGGAGGAACGGGAGCAGGAACGGGGUAGGGGUAGGGUUAGGAUCCAUGGAUGGCGCCGGGAUGGAUGAUUUCGAUGUUGGAACGCCGAAUGCGGAUAGUGUGUUGAAGGACCAGAUGGCUCUGCGAGGGCUGAAUGCAGGUGCGAGCGCGAUCAUGAAUGGAACGUCGAACGGGAAUAGGAACGGCUUGUUGAGACCACCGGGGACGGGACAUCUGAUGGCGAGGCUGGUUAGUCCGGAAAGGAACGGAGAAGUGUUUGGUAGGCCAGCGACACCUGUGCCUGCAGUUUCGAGGACGCUAUAUAUCCAGAUGGAAUUUGUCGAGCGUCAGACAUUGAAGGAGCGCAUCGCUGAGGGCUUGACGGAAGAUGAUGGCUGGCGGCUGUUGCAACAGCUGGUGGACGCCCUCAUGCAUAUGGACAGCAUGGGAAUCUUACACCGCGAUAUCAAAUUGACCAAUAUCUUCAUAGACAGCAAAGGCGACUGCAAAGUUGGUGAUUUCGGUCUUGCCACCACCAGUGCAGCUGUCGAUCCAUCCGAUGUGUCUCCUCACAUCACAUCUACCGAGGCCGACAUGACGCUAGAGGUUGGGACACGGUUGUACAUCGCGCCUGAGAUCUUGUCCCGCAAGAAAGGACCAAGAAAUCACACCAAGGCGGACAUGUAUAGCCUUGGCAUCGUAUUCUUCGAGAUGAACUACUUCUUUUCCACAGGUGCAGAACGUAUCGCUGUUAUCGAGAAUUUGCGUAAGCCGGAGAUCGUGUUCCCACAUGACUGGGACACACUUCGAACGCGGCAGAGACAGAUCAUCACCUGGCUCCUUCACCACGAUCCUGCGGAGAGGCCGUCAGCGCUGGACCUUUCGCAAAGUGGCCUCUUACCUCCAAGGCUCGAGGACGAAUAUUUCAAGGAUGCAAUCCAAAUGAUGGCCAAGCACGAUUCACCCCAUCAUCAGGCCGCAUUGCAGGCACUUUUCGACGAACCACCCAGAGACAUCAGCACCGUGAUGUACGACAAAGAGGUCGAAUACCCCGAACAUGCCACUCUCACCAGCGUCGUGUACGACACUCUGUCUGACAUCUUCCGCUUGCAUGGUGCUGUCGACAUGGAACCACCGCUUCUCAUACCAGUCGCUAAGAACGACGAGAAAGCCAACCGGGCUUUGCUCCUGGACCAUCAUGGAGAAGUAGUAUCGCUGCCGGAUAACGCGCUCGUCCCAUUCGCUCGCUUGGCCGCGCGCACAAAUACCCAGAGGAUAAAGAGGUUUCACAUCGGUGAUAUCUACCGACCGAACGUUGGUACCGGUCAUCCUCGGGUUUCGAAAGCCGCUGUGUUCGACAUCAUCACGACGGAUCUCGCGAACGGCGGAAGUGCGGCCAGUGCAGAGGCCAUGAUCAUUAUGCACGAAUGUCUCAACUCGUUCCCGAAUCUCAGCCAAUACUAUGACAUACAUAUCUCGCAUUCCAAGAUCAUCGAUAUAGCUCUCAACCGCAUCCCCGAUGAUAUUCGUUCCGCCGUCGUCGAGAUCCUCACGCAGACGAGGUCUAGUUGGGCUCAGAAGCGGUCUGCUCUAUUGAAGAGUGGCUUGAUGCGAACGACCGUCGAUGAGCUGGAGGUUCUGAAUGAUGCCGACGACGACGUGGACGGCCUCCUAUCCAGACUAGAGAAGGUUUCGCCUCAUCUACACGCCCUGACUGCGCUUGCUGCAGACGAGAUCAAGAAGGCUAUCCAAUAUGCGGUCAUCGCUGGCGUUUCACGACGUAUCAUCUUCCAUCCGAUGAUGAUCAGCGACCGUAAAUCCCUCUUCAAGGAUGGUAUCUAUUUCGAAGUCGUGCGACGGAACAAGCACGGCGAUGUUCUUGCUACCUCUGGAAGAUACGACCACCUUAUCUCCAAGUACUCUGCUCCUAAGUUGAAAGGCGAUCCUGUAUGUGCUGUCGGUCUACAAAUCUCUCUGGAGAAGAUCCUAGUGGCCCUUGCAUCCUUCCAAGCCGUCUCGGUGAAAACAUUAUUCAAGGAGCAACGAUCGUUCGGCUUCUGGAGUCCUCGUCGAUGCGACGUCUAUGUUGUCUCAUAUCAACCAGGGUACCUGAACGAUAGGCUGGAGGUUGCUGCACUACUGUGGCGUAACAACAUCAGCGCCGAUGUUAUGUAUGAGUCCGGUCUUCCUGACCGUGAGCAUGAGAACCACUACGAUCUCUGCAACAGGGAGGGUAUCUUGUUCACAGUCUGGCCACGUCCUCGCGGUAUGCGUCGAGAUCAGCCUGCUUUCCGCGUCAAGAGUAUCCUGAAGAGAACCGAGCAUGACAUUUCACGACAGGAACUGGUCGGGUGGUUGCAACAACAGAUAUCGGAGCAGAAACGCAUCGAUGCGACCACGUCGGGUGCACCUGCUGUAUCUGAAGCCUAUCAAGGUCCCGUCCAGUCCAAGGAUACCGGCAAUGCUCCCGAGGUUCAACUUGUACUUCCUGUGGACACCAAGAAGCAGCGAAAACAGACGAAGCAGAUUUUCUUGGAUAGAGCUUUCGAGAUGGGUGUUCAGAUCAAGACUGCCGUGCAGAGUGGAUUACCCGUUAUCGCUGUGGACGUCUCCGCUUCCGUCUUUGACUCCAUGGCCAAGUCCUCCAACUGGGUCACGGACGAUGAGGCUUACAAAUCUAUCGCAGCUAGUUUCUCAACACCACAAUCUCCCGGUUACGCGUAUCAAGUCCGAGAGUCUGUCGCUCGUAAGCGCGCAGAUGGUCAUCGUUUUGUGUUAUUGUUUGCUGUUCGAGACGAACGUGUCGCGCUUCUCACUCUCUGAUGCUUCUACACAUUUCUUCCUCCCUGACCUUGGAUUAUUCUGUCUCUCUCUCUCUGCCUCUAUUCUAUAUAUCUUUCGAACACGAACACGUCUACUCUCAACAUGGUUAUAAUCAGUCUCAAUAUACUCACUCAUGUCUCAUGCUGUUGAUUCCGCUCGCAUCGCUGAUAUGUAUUCUACACUAUGUAUUUCUGCU